Molecule: messenger RNA, 5258 nt
Organism: Macaca mulatta (Rhesus monkey)
Lineage: Eukaryota; Metazoa; Chordata; Mammalia; Primates; Cercopithecidae
Gene: CIP2A
Product: cellular inhibitor of PP2A
Molecular function (GO): protein binding
Source: RefSeq, a predicted model, not a curated record
UCGCGGCCUCUCAGACGAGGGUGGGUUAGCAGGGGCAGCUCCCAACCCCCGUCCCGGACCCACACAACACCUCGACCCCUGGCCCACCCCGGCAGUCACCGAGAACGGUCCCCCAGAGUGCCUAGGUUCUUCCGGAGCCCGACCGGAUCCGGAAGCUUCUGGGAGCGAGGGGGUGGGACCGAAAAAACUCAAAAAAAAAGCGCGGCGAAAGCUAAAGGCCGGCCCAGGCUGAGAGGUGGUGGUCCGCAAGCCGGGCCGCGGCCGGUGCGAUGGACUCUACUGCCUGCUUGAAGUCCUUGCUCCUGACUAUCAGUCAGUACAAAGCCGUGAAGUCAGAGGCGAACGCCACUCAGCUUUUGCGGCACUUGGAGGUAAUUUCUGGACAGAAACUCACACGACUAUUUACAUCAAAUCAGAUAUUAACAAGUGAAUGCUUGAGUUGCCUUGUAGAGCUACUUGAAGACCCCAACAUAAGUGCUUCACUGAUCUUAAGUAUUAUUGGUUUGCUGUCUCAACUAGCUGUAGACAAUGAAACCAGAGAUUGUCUUCAGAAUACAUAUAAUCUGAAUAGUGUGCUGGCAGGAGUGGUUUGUCGGAGCAGCCACACUGAUUCGGUGUUUUUGCAGUGCAUUCAACUUCUACAGAAGUUAACAUAUAAUGUCAAAAUUUUCUAUUCUGGUGCCAAUAUAGAUGAAUUAAUUACGUUCCUGAUAGAUCACAUUCAAUCUUCUGAAGAUGAGUUAAAAAUGCCUUGUCUAGGAUUAUUGGCAAAUCUUUGUCGGCACAAUCUUUCUGUUCAAACACACAUAAAGACAUUGAGUAAUGUGAAAUCUUUUUAUCGAACUCUUAUCACCUUGUUGGCCCAUAGCAGUUUAACUGUGGUUGUGUUUGCGCUUUCAAUAUUAUCCAGUUUGACAUUAAAUGAAGAGGUGGGGGAAAAGCUAUUCCAUGCUCGAAAUAUUCAUCAGACUUUUCAACUAAUAUUUAAUAUUCUCAUAAACGGUGAUGGCACUCUAACCAGAAAGUAUUCAGUUGACCUACUGAUGGAUCUCCUUAAGAAUCCUAAAAUUGCUGAUUAUCUCACCAGAUAUGAGCACUUUUCUUCAUGUCUUAAUCAAGUAUUAGGUCUUCUUAAUGGAAAGGAUCCUGAUUCCUCUUCAAAGGUUUUAGAAUUACUUCUUGCCUUCUGUUCAGUGACUCAGCUGCGCCAUGUGCUCACUCAGAUGAUGUUUGAACAGUCUCCACCUGGCAGCGCCACUCUGGGAAGCCAUACUAAAUGUUUAGAACCUACUGUGGCUUUACUGCGCUGGUUAAGCCAGCCUUUGGACGGAUCGGAAAACUGUUCUGUUUUAGCACUGGAGUUGUUCAAGGAAAUAUUUGAGGAUGUCAUAGAUGCUGCUAACUGUUCCUCGGCUGAUCGUUUUGUCACCCUUCUGCUGCCUACAAUCCUUGAUCAACUUCAGUUCACAGAACAAAAUCUGGAUGAGGCUUUAAUAAGAAAAAAAUGUGAAAGGAUUGCCAAGGCCAUUGAAGUUUUGUUAACUCUCUGUGGAGAUGAUACACUAAAAAUGCACAUUGCAAAAAUCCUGACAACUGUCAAGUGUACCACUCUUAUAGAACAACAGUUUACAUAUGGCAAGAUUGACCUGGGGUUUGGAACAAAGGUUGCAGAUUCGGAAUUAUGCAAACUUGCUGCUGAUGUAAUUUUGAAAACUCUUGAUUUGAUUAACAAACUUAAACCUUUGGUUCCUGGUAUGGAAGUAAGCUUCUACAAAAUCCUUCAGGACCCACGUUUGAUUACUCCUUUGGCUUUUGCUUUAACGUCAGAUAAUAGAGAACAAGUACAGUCUGGACUGAGAAUAUUAUUGGAAGCUGCUCCACUGCCAGAUUUUCCUGCUUUAGUACUUGGAGAAAGUAUAGCAGCAAAUAAUGCCUAUAGACAACAGGAAACAGAACAUAUACCCAGAAAAAUGCCCUGGCAAUCAUCAAAUCACAGUUUUCCUACAUCAGUAAAGUGUUUAACUCCUCCUCAUUUGAAAGAUGGUGUUCCUGGAUUGAAUAUUGAAGAAUUAAUAGAGAAACUUCAGUCUGGAAUGGUGGUAAAGGAUCAGAUUUGUGAUGUGAGAAUAUCUGACAUAAUGGAUGUAUAUGAAAUGAAACUAUCCACAUUAGCUUCCAAAGAAAGCAGGCUACAAGAUCUUUUGGAAACAAAAGCUCUGGCCCUUGCACAAGCUGAUAGACUGAUUGCUCAGCAUCGCUGUCAAAGAACUCAAGCUGAAACAGAGGCACGGACACUUGCUAGUAUGUUGAGAGAAGUUGAGAAAAAAAAUGAAGAGCUUAGUGUGUUGCUGAAGGCACAGCAAGUUGAAUCAGAAAGAGCCCAGAGUGAUAUUGAGCAUCUCUUUCAACAUAAUAGGAAGUUAGAGUCUGUGGCUGAAGAGCAUGAAAUACUGACAAAAUCCUACAUGGAACUUCUUCAGAGAAAUGAAAGUACUGAAAAGAAGAAUAAAGAUUUACAGAUCACAUGUGAUUCUCUGAAUAAACACAUUGAGACAGUGAAAAAGUUGAAUGAGUCACUCAGGGAACAAAAUGAAAAAAGUAUUGCCCAAUUAAUAGAGAAAGAAGAACAGAGAAAAGAAGUACAGAAUCAGCUAGUAGACAGAGAACAUAAGCUAGCAAAUUUGCAUCAGAAAACAAAAGUACAAGAAGAAAAGAUUAAAACCUUACAAAAGGAAAGGGAAGAUAAGGAAGAAACCAUUGAUAUUCUUAGAAAAGAAUUAAGCAGAACAGAACAGAUAAGAAAAGAGCUGAGCAUUAAGGCUUCCUCCCUAGAGGUUCAAAAGGCACAAUUAGAAGGUCGUUUGGAAGAGAAAGAGUCCUUGGUGAAACUUCAGCAAGAGGAAUUGAACAAACACUCCCACAUGAUAGCAAUGAUCCACAGUUUAAGUGGUGGAAAAAUAAAUCCAGAAACUGUGAAUCUCAGUAUAUAGACAUUAUGGCAUUUUGGAAUUUGUAAUCUAAUGAUAUUUUUGAUGUAUUUAUCUAUUGGAGGGAGUGGGUAGGGGAGUUAAUUUGUGACUUCACAACAAUAAGUUAUCUAAUUUAGUAAAGACCCUGAUCUGAUGCAUGUUUUUUAUUUGAUAGUUUGAAUAGAAAUUUAAAUGUUUAAGUUUUACUUUUUGUUUCUGGCUUUUAUUGCUUAAGGCUUUCUUUGGUUCUUACAUUAGAAAAUCAUUUUUAACCUUCAUUAUCAUUUUUCUAAGGUUCUUUCCUUUUUCUUAGUUGCUUUCUAUUCUGUGUUGCCUGUCUUAUUUAUUGUCAUUUGUGAUUAUUUAGAUCUUAAGACCAAACUUUCUUGAUAUAACAAUCCUAAAGAUUACAAAAUAAAAAUAUAGAGGGAGUAAAAAUAAAAAGUAAAGUUAAAAGGGAGAAGGUAUGAUAAUGCUAGAGAAGUUUUUCUCUGAAGAAGCAGAGAAGAGAAUAUUAGUGAAUUUAAAAUAAUUUUUAUUACUGCAUUUAAAAUGCAGUAACAUGUGGCAUAAUUUCUAAAUUUGAAAAAAAUGCAAUGGUAAUAAAAUGUAUAAAAAUUAGAAAACUGUUAUUGUGUUAAACUAUUACAUUUAAAUGAUUACAUUUAACACAAUAGCUGUCUCAUAAAAAAUCUAAUAACUUGUAGAAGUUUUUUGUAAGGUAUAUUUAGUGUUUUUUUUUCUCUUUUUUCAAAUGUUGCAUAGUGGUCUAGAUCAUCUAUAAUUGAUUUACGUAAGGAUCAUUUGGAUUCUACUCUUGCUGCAUAUUCAGAAAAAUAUUAUUUACUGUUAAUUCUGAUAUGAAUUGUAUUUAAUGUGUUGUCUUAAAUAGUUUUUAAUUGGUUCAUUUAAUUUUAAAGCAUAGGUUAAAUACCUUUAUGGUUUUUUUAAAUACAAGGGUCCUUCUGUACUUUUCAUUUGAAUCAUAUGCUCUAACUACUGUGUAAGAAAAGUUUUUACAUCAAUAUUUUGAUUGAUUUUAUUGCUAUACCAUUACAGUCAUUAAUUUUAGUUGGUGUUUUCUUCACCAUAUCUCUCUUUGAUUUAAGUGAAUUUAGAUUUGUGCAGUUCUGGAAAUUUUUUAAAAGGUAUUACGCAGAGUAAAACAUUUUAAAUUACUAUUUGUUCUAUAGAGGAGGUACAUUCUGUUUCUCUUUUGAAAUUGCAUGCAUUUUCAAUCAAAUACGAAAAAGUUUAAGUGGAUAGAUAAGACUGAAGAAUAAAAGGUUCUAUAAAAGGGACAAAACGUUAAAGAAAUAAAUGAAUGAAUGAACCAAAAACUCUAGGGAAAAUCAGUCUAUCUUUACAAUUCAGACAUCUUGAGACAGCCUAGCCUAGUGCUGUCCUAUACAAUUUUCUGUGAUGGCAAUGUUCUGUGAUGUCUGAUACCAUAGCCAGUGGCUACAAGUGGCCAUUGAGCGCUUGAAAUGUGGCCUGUGCAACUGAAAAAGCUAAAUUUUUAAUUUUAUUAAAUGUAAUUUUGAUAACCAUCCUAUUAGAUAAUACAGAAAAGAUCUAUAUAAUUACCCCAUAUAUAUAUUGUAGCCGUUUUUUAAUGUAAUUUUAACCUGUUUAUUUCUAAUCUUCUCUCCCUAAAGAGGAAAGUCCAUACUGCAGCUUUGAAAGUGAGUACUAAUCAUCACCCUUUAUCUCUUUCUGUCUCUUGUAACACCUUUCAUAUUGUUUCUAUUGUUUUUCUGAGUGCCUUGAUUAUAUCACUUACUUUUGUUUUCUUGUUGGACCUUGUACCUCAUUUAAAAAGCAAAAGUGUGUGUAAAUAUUUUUUUCUAAAAAAUUUAAUCAAAUUUGAACCACCACCAUAGUCAGGGUUUUGUAUGUGUGUAUGCAUGUCUACUUCCUGAUGGAAAAAACAAAACUUAGGAAGUGCAUCAUUAUAUUAGGAUUACUCACAUCCUCUUAAAAUUUUGCUGGGGAGAGUUUGUCUCCAAAGUAUACAUUAACACAGUUUCUUUUACUAUUUACACUUGCCACUUGAACAAAUAGACACGUCUCAUAAAAUUUGGUUGGUUGAAGUUUAUAUUAAAUUGUUCAUUAAUUUAAUGUCAGGAGAAAAGGAAAAUAAUGAAACUGUAUGCUGUGUCUUAGGAAAUUAUCAGGUCAGUAUCCCUUUGGGUCUAUUUACUUAAAAGGACUAGUUAUUUAAGAAUAAAGAGAGAUUCUAUCAUGAGUUAGGACUGUCACUUAAAUGAAAAUAUGUUUAAAUUUCUA